This is a messenger RNA of Bactrocera tryoni, 1875 nucleotides long. Its product is annotated as glucose dehydrogenase [FAD, quinone]. The record is from RefSeq and is a predicted model, not a curated record. Gene Ontology annotation, molecular function: oxidoreductase activity, acting on CH-OH group of donors; flavin adenine dinucleotide binding. Bases 1 to 1875 code for a protein of 624 amino acids. The transcript has 2 exons. NCBI's taxonomy places the organism in Eukaryota, Metazoa, Arthropoda, Insecta, Diptera, Tephritidae.
AUGAACGAGCUCUGCAAUUGGUUGUUGAGGUUUCUAAUUUUAGCGGCAGCGCUGGUUGCAUCGAGUUGCGCGCAGUCUUCGCAGACACAGCAUUUACAGCAAGUGCUUGGCAUCGGCUUGGAAAAUCUAAUUUUAUCUACGCUCUAUAAUAACGCGCCGCGUCAAAAUGCCAGCUACGACUUCAUUAUAGUUGGCGCCGGGCCAGCUGGUUGUGUGCUCGCCAAUCGUCUGUCCGAAAAUCCUAACUGGACGGUUUACUUGAUCGAGGCGGGCGGUGUAGAGGGCAUGUUUCAUCAGAUGCCCGUGCUCGCUGCGUAUCUGCAGGGCACACAUUCCAAUUGGGGCUACAAGUCGACACCGCAGAAACGCGCCUGCUUUGGCAUGAAUAACAAUGAGUGCUUCUUGCCGCGCGGCAAGGUGUUGGGCGGCACCAGCUCCAUCAACUAUAUGAUCUACAAUCGCGGCAAUAAACGCGACUUUGAUCGUUGGGCUGCUGCAGGCAAUAAAGGUUGGUCAUAUGCGGAAGUCUUGCCGUACUUUCUUAAAUCGGAAGCCGCAAACCUGGCUGGUUUGGAGGACUCACAAUAUCACAAUCAUACCGGACCGCUGAGCGUGGAGGAUGUGCAGUAUCGCACACCAGCAGUGCAUGCUUAUUUGAAGGGCGCGCAGCAAGCUGGACAUCCACGCACAGACUACAAUGGUGAGUCGCAAAUAGGGGCGUCCUAUGUGCAAGCCAAUACGCUGCGCGGUAGACGUCAUAGCGCAUAUCGCGCUUACAUAGAGCCGAUACGUUAUCAAAGAAAAAAUCUACAUAUUGUGACAAUGACGCGCGUCACGCGUGUGUUAAUAGAUCCCGUUACAAAACGUGCGACCGGUGUAGAACUCAUGUACCGCAAUAAGUACUAUAAGGUGCGCGCACGCAAAGAGGUCAUACUCUCAGCAGGCGCCUUCAACUCACCACAACUUUUGAUGUUAUCCGGCGUAGGACCCGCAGACAAUCUGAAAGCUAUCGGUGUACCCAUAGUGAAGGAACUACCGGUGGGUAAAUUACUCUAUGAUCACAUGUGUCACUUUGGACCCACGUUUACGGUCAAUACAGAUAGACAACUGCUCAACAUAGCGCAUCUCAAUUCCACCGUGGUAAAGUCAUUUCUGCUCGGCAAUCCCACCACUAUGCUAUCUUCCAUUGGCGGCGUAGAGGCGCUCACAUUUUUCAAGGUGCCCAGCUCUAAGGAACCCGUAGAUAUGCCUGAUAUGGAGAUCAUCACAGUAGCCGGUAGCUUAGCCGCCGAUCAAGGCACUGCCCUCAAACAGGGCGCAAACUUCAAAGACGAACUCUACGACAAAGUUUAUCGUCCACUACAAGUCUCAGGACAGGAUCAUUUCAGUUUUCUUAUCAUGCAGUUCCAUCCGAAAUCUGUGGGUCGUAUGUGGUUACACAACCGUAAUCCUUUCGAGUGGCCACGCAUAAACCCGAAAUACUUCCGCAAUGCGGAUGAUGUACAGUUCAUGUUGGAGGGUAUUAAGGAGGCCAUACGCAUUACGCAAACACCAGCGAUGCAAGCAUUGGGCACACGCAUACACGAUAUACCGUUACCCGGCUGCGAACAGCAUAACUUUGGCACUGACGACUACUGGCGCUGUUCCAUACGCACGCUCUCCUACACACUGCAUCACCAAGUGGCCACAUGUAGAAUGGGACCCGAAAGUGAUCCCAGCACUGUUGUUAAUGCCGAGUUGAAAGUGCACGGCAUAAAGCAUUUGCGUGUCGUCGAUACCAGCAUCAUACCUUUCCCGCCCACGGCGCACACCAACGCGGCGUCGUAUAUGAUCGGAGAGAAAGCAGCCGAUAUGAUACGCGGCGACUGGCAGUGA